AUGCGUCCCGCCCUCGCAUCAAGCGUGUGGACAGCCAUAGCACGAGCUUCCACAUCAACUACACGAGCCGGUCCAAGCACCAGGAGCAUCGCAUUAUCGUCCACUCGGAGCGGAGGUCAUGUCAAGUCUCGCUAUUGCACGAAAGCCCACGCUGGAAGGCUAGCCUGCGCGGUUGUAUACCGAUCGCUUUGGUCGGUAGCAAGCAGAAGAAAUGAUAACCCACAUUUUCUUGUCCGCGCUCUUAGCGGGUCAAUAUCUCGAUGCGCCGACGACGCGCAGGAUAAGUUACGUGUCAGCAGUGUCAAUCAUCGUGAGCAAGACGAUCAGAAGCAUGCGUUUCUACCAGAGGAGAAACCGCCCAGCAACGAAUCACCACCUCAAGCAGCUGUGAUAGCGGACACCAAGCCACCAGAAGCGUCGCACCCUGCAGAGAUGGAUGUGGCUGCCUCGCCUUCUCUGACCUCGUGCUCGGCGAGCACAACUGGCGAGAGAAGCAAGAGUACCGCAAAUAGCGCCUCACCCUCAGCAACUGUUCUUGAACGUUUCCGCAGUACUUCAUCCUCUCUACCUUUGUUCGACGGACUGACAUCCUCCACCUCGGUCUCCACAGCGCUCUCGUCCAUCUCGUUGCAUACGCGUACGCUCCUCACACAACUCCGGACCAAACUCUCGCACCUCUCGUCGCAAUACAACAUGCACACAGGCUACACAGCGAUCGAAGAGCUGAAGCAUCGAAUUGGCACUCUGGAGACCUCGCUCGAAGCUGCGCGCACGCUAGCGUCCACUGCCAAGAAGACAUACCUGAUGGCGGUACAGGAACGGAGUGCAAGCCAGCGCGAAACCAAUGAUUUGCUCUCUCGCAAGAAUUCGUGGAGCGAAACCGAUCUUUCGCGGUACACCGAGUUGCUGCGAAAGGAGCACGCCUUGAGCCGACACGAGAGCGAGGCGGAAAAGGAGCUCGAGCGCAGUGAAGCCGAGGUGCAGGCGAGCUUCGAUCAGCUGAUGAAGGCGGUCCUGGUGAGGUAUCAUGAGGAGCAAGUGUGGUCGGAUCGCAUGCGCGGCAUGAGCACAUAUGCCAGUCUUGUGGUCGCCGGUCUCAACGCCUUUCUGUUCAUCCUUGCUAUCUUGCUCGUCGAGCCUUACAAGAGGAAAAAGCUGGCAGAGACCUUCGAGAAGAGGCUCGUCGCCGCAGAGCACGAGUCGAGACGCUUGAUCUUGGAUAGCGUCGAUGGAUUCCGCAGUGAGUUGAGUGUGGUGCUGGCGGGCAAGCCGGCCAAGCCGGUAAACGAGGUCGAGACCGAGGUGCCAUCGCUCAUCCCACCAGUAGCAGAGCACCAAGUGACGCAAGUACCGCCAGUCGUCGAACCAGAGACCCCACCUACAGCUACUCUCAAGCAACGACAUGUUCGUCAGGAUGAAGAACGGCUCGUGUUCGCGUCCACCGUCGGCGUGGUCGUCGGCGCGGCAUUGUCCCUCUUCAUUAGCGCAUGUUGGGCUUAG
Messenger RNA from Mycosarcoma maydis (corn smut), 1500 nucleotides. RefSeq lists its product as uncharacterized. Gene Ontology annotation, cellular component: mitochondrial inner membrane. Gene Ontology annotation, biological process: inner mitochondrial membrane organization. The transcript has a single exon. The coding region runs from base 1 to 1500 and encodes 499 amino acids. NCBI's taxonomy places the organism in Eukaryota, Fungi, Basidiomycota, Ustilaginomycetes, Ustilaginales. The record is from RefSeq and is a predicted model, not a curated record.